This is a messenger RNA of Raphanus sativus (radish), 2291 nucleotides long. Its product is annotated as hydroxyproline O-galactosyltransferase GALT4. The record is from RefSeq and is a predicted model, not a curated record. The transcript is spliced from 6 exons. Gene Ontology annotation, cellular component: Golgi membrane. Gene Ontology annotation, molecular function: carbohydrate binding; galactosyltransferase activity. The coding region runs from base 206 to 2137 and encodes 643 amino acids. NCBI's taxonomy places the organism in Eukaryota, Viridiplantae, Streptophyta, Magnoliopsida, Brassicales, Brassicaceae.
GCGAAAGCUUCCAAGUUUUGCUUUAAAGUUGGAACUCAAAUAAAAAAAAAAACUUUUUCAAAUAAAAUUUUGAAUCUUUCCUCCAACAUUUCAUUCUCCUCCUUUAGUAACAAAAAAAAAAAAAAAAUCUUGCAUUAAUUAAUGGCUUCCCCAAAUCUGUGAGCUCUUUACCCUUCGUUGAGUGUUGUUUGUUUGAAUUGAACAAAUGAAGAAGUCUAAACUCGAAAACUCCGCCGGACAUACACGGUUCGGUCUCGUUCAGUUCCUACUAGCUCUUCUCCUCUUCUACUUCCUCUGCAUGAGCUUCGAGAUCCCUUUCAUCUUCCGAACCGGGUCCGGGUCCGGGUCCGACGACGGGUUGCCGAGACAGAUGGUUGUCGUCGGUAGAGAACCAAACCGAGCUAUCAUCGGAGAAGAAGAACACCCGCAGCAUCGACACUUCAAGAACCCGGGUCGGGUAAACCGGGUGGGUCAGUUCAAAACCGUCUCCGAACUCUUCGCCAACGAGAGCAUUUUAGUAACCGAUGAGCUCUCCACCUUCGACGAGACCGUGAAGCAUGCGAUCUCAACGGGGAGGAAAAUGUGGAGCGAGCUCGAGUCCGGUUUAACCGUCGAACCGAAUCCGGUUAAAGAAAACCGGACGGAGAAAUGUCCGGAAACUGUUUCGGUUAACGGAGACGAGUUCUUGAACCGGAGCGGGAUCUUGGUUUUGCCGUGCGGGUUGACGCUGGGAUCUCAUGUAACCGUCGUGGCGACGCCGCACUGGGCGCACGCGGAGAAAGGUGAUGGGACGAGGAUGGUGACGCAGUUCAUGAUGGAGCUUCAGGGGUUGAAGGCGGUGGAGGGGGAAGACCCGCCUCGGAUCCUCCAUUUCAACCCGAGGGUUAGGGGUGACUGGAGUGGGAGGCCGGUGAUUGAGCAGAACACUUGUUAUCGGAUGCAGUGGGGCUCUGCUUUGCGAUGUGAUGGUCACGAGUCUAGUGGUGAUGAAGAGACUGUUGAUGGAGAGGUUAAGUGUGAGGGGUGGAAGAGAGAUGAUGAUUCUGAUGAGUCAAAGAAGACAUGGUGGUUGAAUAAGUUUAUGGGACGGAGGAAGAAGUUAACACAUGAUUGGGCAUACCCUUUUGAAGAAGGGAAGCUCUUUGUUCUUACCCUUCGAGCUGGGAUGGAAGGUUACCACAUCAGCGUUGAUGGAAGACAUAUCACAUCUUUCCCUUACAGAACCGGGUUUGUUCUAGAGGAUGCUACUGGACUAGCUGUCAAGGGGAACAUUGAUGUGCAUUCUAUAUAUGCUUCCUCUUUACCUUCCACAAACCCGAGUUUUGCUCCUCAGAAGCAUCUCGAGAUGCAGAGCAUGUGGAAAGCUCCUGCGUUACCUGAGAAGCCUGUAGAGCUGUUCAUCGGUAUUCUCUCUGCUGGUAACCAUUUUGCAGAGAGAAUGGCUGUGAGGAAGUCAUGGAUGCAGCAGAAGCUAGUCAGAUCAUCCAAAGUUGUUGCCCGGUUCUUUGUGGCAUUGCACGCAAGAAAGGAAGUCAAUGUGGAUCUAAAGAAAGAAGCUGAGUACUUUGGUGAUAUUGUCAUAGUACCGUACAUGGACCACUAUGACCUUGUUGUACUCAAGACCGUUGCCAUCUGCGAAUAUGGGGCUAGCACAGUGGCGGCAAAGUAUAUUAUGAAGUGUGAUGAUGAUACGUUUGUGCGAGUAGAUGCUGUGAUCCAGGAAGCAGAGAAGGUUAAGGGAAGAGGUAGCCUUUAUAUUGGAAACAUUAACUUCUACCAUAAGCCUCUGCGUACUGGGAAAUGGGCUGUGACAUAUGAGGAAUGGCCAGAAGAGUAUUAUCCACAUUAUGCAAAUGGUCCGGGUUACAUCUUGUCAUAUGAUAUAGCUAAGUUCAUCGUUGAUGAUUUUGAACAGCAGAGAUUAAGAUUAUUCAAGAUGGAAGAUGUGAGCAUGGGAAUGUGGGUGGAGAACUUCAACGAGACUAGACCGGUGGAGGUGGUUCACAGCCUGAGGUUCUGCCAGUUUGGAUGCAUAGAAGACUACUUCACUGCUCAUUACCAGUCGCCACGGCAGAUGAUUUGCAUGUGGGAUAAGCUGCAGAGACUCGGGAAGCCCCGUUGCUGCAACAUGAGAUGACAUAACAUUGUUUUUUGGCCUGAUUCUGGAAUUUUGGAAGAAGCAGAGGAGAGUUUAUGGAGCUAACUGUAUUAGAUCUUUGUUUAUGUAUAGAACAAUCUAUAAUGUAUCUAUAUAUAAUAUCCAAUGAAAGGCUCUUCAAAAGUUGACAGAA